CAGGAAGUGACUCAAAAAACUGUUCGUGAUGUGGGGAAGAGAGGUCCCCGUUGGGUGAGGAAUCGGAAAGGCCCGCCCAGAUUUGGGCCCCCCGCUCUUCUUCCCUGGCCGGGGGCGCAGGCGAAGCUGGGGCCAGCGGGCACCGAGCGGCGCCGGCGGGACUGAGGCCGCAGAGGGCGGCGAGGCGGGGCUGGGCGGCCAAGCAGCCAUGCCUACCUGGGGGGCUGGCUCCUCGUCCCCUGACCGCUUUGCCGUGUCUGCGGAGGCCGAGGACAAGGUGCGGGAGCAACAGCCCCAUGUGGAACGCAUCUUCAGGGUGGGGAUGAGCGUCCUCCCCAAGGACUGUCCCGAGAACCCUCACAUCUGGCUGCAGCUGGAGGGCCCCAAGGAGAAUGCCAGCAGAGCCAAGGAGUACUUGAAGGGUCUCUGCAACCCGGAGCUGCAGAAUGAAAUCCACUACCCACCCAAACUGCACUGCAUCUUCCUAGGAGCCCAAGGCUUCUUCCUUGAUUGCCUGGCCUGGAGCACAUCAGCCCAUCUGGUGCCUGGGGCACCCGGUUCUCUGAUGGUCAGUGGCCUGACUGAGGCCUUCGUCAUGGUCCAGAGCCGAGUGGAGGAGCUGGUGGAGCGGUUGAGCUGGGACUUUCUGCCAGGGCCGUCCCCUGGAGCCUCUCAGUGUGCUGGAGUGCUGAGAGACUUCUCUGCCCUGCUGCAGUCCCGGGUGGAUGCCUACACAGAGGCCCUGCUGCAGCUGCCCCUGGCCAUCCAGGAGGAACUGCUGAGCCUGGUGCAGGAGGCCUCCAGGGGGCAGGGGCCCCAAGCAUUCCCAUCCUGGGAGCAGGGCAGCCCAGGAUUGCACCAGGAAGUCAGGACUCCCCUGAGUGAAGGCAGGGAGUCCCUGGACACAGGCCCAACAGGGUGGCGAGAGUCAAGGGACGAGAGACAUGCUCUGGAGAAGGAGAGAGAAAAGCAGGGUGCUCCCAGGGAGACGGACUUGGGGUGGAAGGAGCUUCCCAGGGAAGAGACCUGGGAGAGACAAGGGGCCUUUGGGUCACAGAUAGGAGGAGGAGAGGCAGGGCAGGCAGCACCCCUGAAGGGGAAGGCCCUGGGGAAGGAGGGGGUACCUCAGGAAAAGGGAAGGUUCUGGGUCCAGGGUGAGCCUCCUGGUGCCCAGGGCCCCUGUCAGAAGGCAGCUCAGCCCAGGGGAGCCUCCCUCCUCCAGCGGCUCCAUAAUGGGAAGGCCUCACCACCCAGAGUGCCCAGCCCCCCACCUGCGCCUGAACCCCCGUGGCACUGUGGAGACCGAGGGGACAGGGCAGACAAGCAGCAGGUUGUGGCUCGAGGUCGGGGGUCUCCAUGGAAACGAGGCACCCGGGGGGGCAACUUGGUGACCGGCACGCAGCGUUUCCAGGAGGCCCUCCAGGACCCCUUCACCCUGUGCCUUGCCAACGUGCCGGGCCAACCAGACCUCCGCCAUAUUGUCAUCGACGGCAGCAACGUGGCCAUGGUGCACGGCCUCCAGCACUACUUCUCCAGCCGGGGCAUUGCCAUUGCUGUGCAGUACUUCUGGGACCGAGGCCACCGAGACAUCACCGUCUUUGUGCCUCAGUGGCGCUUCAGUAAGGACUCCAAGGUCAGAGAGGGUCACUUCCUGCACAAGCUGUAUUCCCUCAGCCUGCUCUCCCUCACUCCCUCCCGGGUCUUGGAUGGCAAGAGGAUCUCCUCCUAUGACGACAGGUUCAUGGUGAAGCUGGCCGAAGAGACAGAUGGGAUCAUUGUCUCCAAUGACCAGUUCCGGGACCUGGCAGAGGAGUCAGAGAAGUGGAUGGCAAUCAUCAGAGAGCGUCUGCUGCCCUUCACCUUCGUGGGAAACCUCUUCAUGGUGCCUGAUGACCCACUGGGGCGAAAUGGUCCCACACUGGAUGAGUUCCUGAAAAAGCCUGUCAGGGCACAGGGAUCUUCUAAGGCUCAGCAUUCUGCCAGGGGCUUUGCAGAACAUGGCAAUCAGCAGCAGGGGAAAAAAGAAGAAGAAAAAGGCAGUGGUGGCCUUCGGAAGACACGGGAGACAGAGCGGCUCCGGCGCCAACUGCUGGAGGUAUUUUGGGGCCAGGAUCACAAGGUGGACUUCAUCCUGCAGCGAGAGCCAUACUGCCGGGACAUCAACCAGCUCUCCGAGGCCCUGCUCAGUCUCAAUUUUUGAGCCUUACCUGUCUGAGUGACUGCCACCCCAUCAGCUCCAGCCCUGCCCAGCUCAGCUCAUUCUGUGAGGCUCCAUCUGCUGCUCAGAGCCUAACCUAGACCCACCCUGAGUUAGUGUUUUGGGUCAGGGAAACACUGAGGGAGAACAUUCAUGUUGGGGGAAUGCUCUUGCUGGGGGCGCUUUGGGGGACAGGUCCAUAAAGUGACCUGAUAUCAUCUUGAGUGAGGACCUCAACCAGCUCUUAGGAGGUUCUGCUCAGCCUUAACUUCUCAACCAUGCAUUAUGCAGGGUUUCUGUAGGGAGUGGGGGCUGCUGGAAAGGGUAUGUCCCAGAGAUUAGGAUUGCUGGGCCCUCCUCCAUGCUGAGCUGGAGAUGGAGGCUAGGAUGGGUCGAAGAGGAAUGUAGAACAGGUGGCAAGGAAGCUAAGCCUUUCCUCCUCCUGGCUGAUGCUCUGAUGGCCAGAGGACAGGACGCCUCCCAGGCCUGGCUGGGCUCCUGGGUACAUCGAAGGGAAUGCUGGGCCCUGGAAAGGCUGGUGUUCUGGGUUACUGUGGGGCAGGGGAGAGCUGGUGGAAAAGGCAGGGGGAGACUUUGGCUUCUGGUCUCAGCUGUGCCUGUCUGUGACUUUGACUGAUCUUGGUCUUUACUUCUGCCUAUAAGUCGGGGGUAAAAAUGCCUGUUGGAAGGAGAGAAGAGAACGUGGAGGAAAACUCCUUGGAGGAAAGGUACUUGGACCAAGUCUCAGGUGUCAGUCUGUGGGUUACACAGGCUUCCUAACCAAAACCUCACUUUCAGAGCGCUGAGGGUCCUCUGUCUCCAGGGCCUGUGCCCUAGAUUUUAACACUGCAUCCUCAGUAAAAUGUGCCCUAUAAUGGCUGCACUCCUUUUGGGCAACCCCUCUAAAUCCACAUUUACAAAACAAUUAGUUAGGGUUGACUGUUUGCAUUUCUGGAAUACUCUCAGGGUUCGUUCCUAUCAAUGGCAGCUCUCUUGUUGCAUUCAAUUGCUUGUUUACAGUCCAACGAAUGUGUCAGAAAGUCCCCAGUCCCAGGUUAAUGCAUGCGCUCCAGCAUUGAACAGUCACCAAACUGAUUAAGUCAUGCUCUGAGAGGACAGUGUUGAGACCUGACCCUUGUUUUUUCUACAGUACACAAAUGUUGCCUAAAGCGAUCACCCGCUUCUGUGUGUGUGUGUGUGUGUGUGUGUGUGUGUGUGUGUGUGUGUGGAUGUGGAUGGGAGGGUUUGCAGAGGUUGUAUCUAGAGGAGUCAAUCUGAAAAACGAAAACUGAAGUAUCAGUCAGAAGGUACUUGACUGGCUACCAGACCAACUGCUGUCACAUCAGGACUUUCCCUCUCCGCCUUGAUUCCUAUAAGUCAUUGUCCUGUGUGUGCUUGAAGUCCUCCUAUGCCAGGGAGUCUACUACCUCCGAGGCAGCCCAUCCAUCCAUGGACAGUAUUAGUCAGUCCUUCCUCUAGUGCAGCCCGAUAUGCUUUUUGGUGACUUUUAGCUUUGAGGCCGGUCAUUCCCUCAGGAACAGUACUGAGCCAGUCAACUUCCUCAAGAGUCCAAGACCAAAUAAAGAUGUAGGACAGGUGCCCCUAGGUUCUGUGCAGUCUGGGCCCUGCAGCAAAUCCCUGGACAUGGUCCUUUUUAAGGCUCUGACUCCUGCUCCCUGAGCAGCACAGGGAGUUGACAUCACCCCAGAUCCUUGUUAUCAGCAGCUAGCACGUGGAGCUGAGUGAUAGAGCUCCCUGGGUCCCAGUGUCUUCGCCCCUCUUCCCCGUUGGUCAUGAACACUGCUACACGACACUCACCUGGCUGGGAGCAGGUGUGUUGGAGUGAGGCCAGUCGAGGUGGUGACAAUGAUUCAAAGACAACCCAUAGUCCCCUCAGAAGAAAGGAGAUUGGUUAAUAUGGCCUGAAUUGGGGGCUAGGGGAACUACUUCUGGUUAAACUGUGGCAGACAUCAGGGUCGAAAAAAGGGAAAGGGUUCUUGAGGAAGCCUUUUUUUCCCUGAUAGGGUGGAGUUUGUAGUUUUGGAUAGGUCCCUUGUACCUCUCACUUUCAGUGCUGGUGGGGGUGUAUGGGCUCAGGGUAUCUUCUGCCCUUUUGUGCUAGGGACCAUGGUUGACCAAAGUGGCCCCAAUCAGGUAGGAGGCAAUCCUUCGCUUCUGAUAGUCCUAAGCUCUGGACAGCUUCGUCUUGCUGCAGCUUGACGAACUGGGACCAGCAUGUGACUGCUUUAUCAACUCACUGCUGUCCAGUGACAGACUGAAUGAAGGCUGUCUUAGACUUGGGCCUCAUCUUUUCCUCUGCUGGCACCCUAAGGGCAUUGUGUGAACAAGUAUGCUAGGUGACCACAGCCCACCGGAAAUGGAUCACAAUUCCUCUUGUCUCUUCAUUUCUACCUUUGUCAUAACCUCAUGCCUCAAAUUUGUUGGGUGGGAGAAGAAUCUCGAAGAGAAUGGAUGUGUGUAUAUGUAUAAACAAAUCACUUUGUUGUACAGCAGAAAUUAUCACAACAUUGUAAAACAACUAUACUUCAAUAACUUUAAAAAAUGAAAAAAAAAAAAUCUGUUGCCAGCUCUUUUGGCAAUGGAGGGAUCAAGAAGGGAGAUGUUUAUCCAUUAUAACUUUCAAAACCCCAUGUAAAGGAAAGGGUCAUUUAGGAUGACAUUCCUUGAAAUAAAUUUCAGGAGAAUCUAGGCCAAAGAGGUGAGGUGAAA
Molecule: messenger RNA, 4927 nt
Organism: Phacochoerus africanus (Common warthog)
Lineage: Eukaryota; Metazoa; Chordata; Mammalia; Artiodactyla; Suidae
Gene: KHNYN
Product: KH and NYN domain containing
Exons: 8
Coding region: 209-2200 (663 amino acids)
Cellular component (GO): cytoplasmic ribonucleoprotein granule; nucleus
Molecular function (GO): mRNA binding; RNA endonuclease activity
Source: RefSeq, a predicted model, not a curated record